AUUCACUCUGCCUACACAACUCCCCAGCUUUCCCAAUUGAUUCCCUAGUUCCCCCUUUUCACAUCAUCAUGUCUUCUCAGCUUUACUUCCCCCGCAUCUACUCUCUCACCUCUGUCGACCAUACUCGGUCCGUCUAUGACGAGUGGGCAAAGACGUACAACGAAGAACUCAACCAGAAGAACCAAGACUACAUCGCCCCAGCAACAGCAGCCGCCAUCGUCCCUCAAGCCUUAGGGACCGCCUCCAUCGACAAGGACAUUGAGAUCCUAGACGCCGGCUGUGGCACCGGUCUCGUCGGAUCCUUCCUCGCCCGUCUCGGUGCGAAGAAGGUCGACGGGGUCGACCUCAGCCCCGGGAUGCUCGAGGAAGCCCGGCUCACCGAGGCCUACCGCAACCUGGACGUGACAGACCUCUCGCGGCCUCUCUCCGCCCGAGAUGAUUCCUAUGACGUCGUGACCUGUGUUGGCACCUUGACGCAGUCCCAUGUCGGACCCGAGGCCAUCAGUGAAUUCGUGCGUGUCGUGAGACCAGGCGGCCACAUCGUCGCCACCGUCAUCUCCGAGAUCUGGGAGAGCGGCGGAUACGAGAGCCAUGUGAAGAAGCUCGCCGACCAGGACAAGGUCAAGGUCUUGUCCACCGAGGUCCGAGAUUACCGGAGAGGAGCAGGAGCCAAGGCCCGGUACUUGGUGUUGCAAGUUGUCUGAUGAUGGUGAUGAUAUGACAAUGAGUGAUGAUGAUAUCGCGUGUGUGUGCGUGUGUGUGUGUGGCCCCUUUCAACACAGGAGCAGCAGGAAAAGUCCGGUUCGAGAGCAAACGUCGACACCCUGGUCCAACAACGGAGACUCUAUCCCUCGGCAAUGUUGGUGAUUGAUGACGAUGCUGGUGAAUCUGAGAAAGUGCGUUGAGGUAUUUCGGUUUCAACAACAACGAGACGACAACAACUGCGACAUCACGAGUGACCCCGACAAGAUAUAACGUGAACGGAAUCUCUUACACAUUCCUUCAACAGAUGCAAAACCAAACCAAAGCAAAACAUAAUAUACAAAAAAGGGGCUUCCGAGCCUCUAAACAUG
Fusarium vanettenii 77-13-4 is the source of this 1073-nucleotide messenger RNA. RefSeq lists its product as uncharacterized. NCBI's taxonomy places the organism in Eukaryota, Fungi, Ascomycota, Sordariomycetes, Hypocreales, Nectriaceae. The coding region runs from base 69 to 704 and encodes 211 amino acids. Gene Ontology annotation, molecular function: S-adenosylmethionine-dependent methyltransferase activity. The record is from RefSeq and is a predicted model, not a curated record. The transcript has a single exon.